Bactrocera neohumeralis is the source of this 1352-nucleotide messenger RNA. Its product is annotated as putative nuclease HARBI1. The transcript is spliced from 2 exons. The record is from RefSeq and is a predicted model, not a curated record. NCBI's taxonomy places the organism in Eukaryota, Metazoa, Arthropoda, Insecta, Diptera, Tephritidae. Bases 228 to 1274 code for a protein of 348 amino acids.
AAAGUAAUAAGUUUUGCAAAUUAGCAAAUUUUGUAAGCACUUCGUUGCACCAACAACUUUUACUUAUCCCUUCUCUUCUCUCAAUUUGCUAAGUUUUGCAUUGUUUUGCUAAAAAUAAUUUCACCUAUCAUGACAAUGAUAAGUUUAGUCUGAACAAAUUAAUCAGUGCCUUAGUACGUGCUCGAGCUUCGUGAAAUAUUAAUAGGAGUAAAAAAAAAACUAACAAAAUGCUUCGAUUCAAACUUUUUAAUAUUUUGGAAGACGAACAUUCGCACAAUUCGCGUGUUACAAACGAAAGGAUCAAUUACAAUUUGGAUAUUAGUGCGGUAGAAAAUUUUCGGCUAACUCGUAGCCAAAUUGAAAAAAUUUUGCUAAAAAUAGGAGCGCAUCUGCAAUACACUAGUAAGCGUAAUAUGUGCUUAAACCCCCUGCAACAGUUAUUAACCACUCUGCACUGGUUAGAUAAUGGUGGCCAAUAUCAUGGAAUUGCGAAAAUGCAUGGGGUUCACAACUCAACGGUGUGCAGAGUAAUCUAUCGAGUGGCAAAUAUCGUGAUAAACGAGUUCAUGGACGUAACUAUUCGUUGGCCAGAAUUUGAAGAAAAUCAAAAUAUCGCCACACAGUUUUUUAAUAUUGGUGGAUUUUCACAAGUCGCAGGGUGCAUUGACGGAACGAUGAUUGAUAUAGACGCGCCUAACGUUAACGAGGAACAAUUUGUGAAUAGGCACGGAAAUCAUGCGAUUAAUGCAAUGAUGGUUUGUGUUUGUGGACCUAAUUUUCAGAUUUAUGCCGUAAAUUGUAAUUGGCCAGGGAGUGUGCACGAUGCCAGAGUCCUACGUAAUUCUAAUUUGUUCGGCAGAUUUGAAAACGGAUUCCGUCCAUUCCCUAAUGCCGUAAUUUUAGGAGAUAGUGCUUAUCCGUUACUGAAUUGGCUAAUUCCUCCUUUGCGAAACAAUCCGACGUCGCCACAAGAGCAGCUUUUUAAUAGAGCGCAUAAAAAAACAAGGAGGAUUAUUGAAAAUUGUUUCGGUAUCCUUAAAGAAAAGUUUCCUUGCUUGAACCAUUUACGGUUGCAGCCAGAAAAAGCAGCGAAAAUAAUAAUAAUGUGCUGCAUUUUCCACAACAUUUGUCGAAUGGAUGCACAAAAUGAUGUGGAUUAUGACGAAGGAAUUAUGAAUGGAGCAAAUAAAAAUGAAAAUGAGCAGUCCUUUCAGAACACGGAGUCACUAAACAAUUCUGAAAGGCUCCAAAGUCUGCUAAAUUGGUUUAAUUAAUAAUUUCUUCUUUUAUAAGAAACCUUAUUACAAAAAAAUUAAUGCCUUACCCACGAGUUUACAGGUUACGAAACUUUA